Molecule: messenger RNA, 624 nt
Organism: Papaver somniferum (opium poppy)
Lineage: Eukaryota; Viridiplantae; Streptophyta; Magnoliopsida; Ranunculales; Papaveraceae
Exons: 1
Coding region: 1-624 (207 amino acids)
Molecular function (GO): RNA-DNA hybrid ribonuclease activity; nucleic acid binding
Source: RefSeq, a predicted model, not a curated record
AUGACAGUCUUUGAAGGAAAAAUCAGACACCCUAAUGGCAUCAUAAUGAGCAUUAGACAAUUCUGCAUGAAAUAUAAUAUUCUAGGCUGUGAGACUAACUCUAAAAGCAGAAACAAAACUAGCAUAACUAAGAAAAAAUGGGAGAAACCUCCUGAAAACUGGUGGAAGCUAAAUUUUGAUGCUGCUUUUGAUAAAGACAAAAAUAUUUGUGGUAUGGGCCUAAUAUUAAGAGAUUGUGCAGGGAGAUUCUUGGAGGCCUUGGUGAAAGCUACAAAGGCCAGAGAUGUUGAACAGGGAGAAGUCUUAGCUCUUCUAGAAGAUACGAAAUGGAUUAGGAGUAGAGGGUGGAAAAAUGUCAUCAUUGAAGGAGAUUGUAAGACUGUUAUUGAAGCUGUGACUUCAAAUUUUAUUAACUCUAGCUGGCAGGACCAUAAUCUUCUUUCGGAUAUUAGUAGGAACUUAGAAUCUAUUAGUAACAUCAAAUGUGUUUUCUUUCCUAUGACUGGUAAUGAAGCGGCUGAUGGAUUAUCCAAAUAUGCCAAGAAGUUUGUGUGUAAUCAAGUGUGGUCUGAAAAUCCACCAAGAUGUAUCCUCUCAACUCUUGAGAUGGAUAAUUCUAUGUAA